Phragmites australis (common reed) is the source of this 2075-nucleotide messenger RNA. RefSeq names its product leucine-rich repeat extensin-like protein 3. Bases 233 to 1441 code for a protein of 402 amino acids. NCBI's taxonomy places the organism in Eukaryota, Viridiplantae, Streptophyta, Magnoliopsida, Poales, Poaceae. The record is from RefSeq and is a predicted model, not a curated record. The transcript has a single exon. Gene Ontology annotation, molecular function: protein binding.
CUCCUCCGCCGCAGAACCCCUCCGCUACGCGUCCCCACUCUGAGCUGUGACACAGCUGUCCUCCUCUCCCCACUCCAAGAACGACCUCCACCCCGUCCCUCCACAGGAAUUCGCCGCCAUAAUCCCCUCCGCAUUGCACCGAGUAGCUCGUCUGCUGGGCGAAACUCGCUUGCUUUCUUCCGGCAUCAACAAGAGAAAUUCCUCUGCUCUGGUUUGGUGGUGGUAUGGUGAGAUGAUGAGGAAGGCGGUGCUGUUGUUUCUCCUCUGCUGCCUCGCCGUCGUCGGCGAGGCGGCGGUGGUGGUGGACCCGGGGUGGCGGUUCCCGAGCCGGCGGCUGCAGGACGCGUACGUCGCGCUGCAGACGUGGAAGCAAAACGCCAUCUUCUCCGACCCCAAGAACCUCACCGCCGACUGGGUGGGCCCGGAGGUCUGCAACUACACCGGCAUCUUCUGCGCGCCGCUGCCGCCGGGGGAGCCUGCCGCCGGGGAGCUCGCCGUCGCGGGCGUCGACCUCAACCACGGCGACAUCGCGGGGUACCUCCCUACGGAGCUGGGCCUCCUCUGCGACCUCGCGCUGCUCCACCUCAACUCCAACCGCUUCUGCGGCCUUGUGCCCUCCACCCUCCGCCGCCUCCGCCUCCUCCACGAGCUCGACCUCAGCAACAACCGCCUCGUCGGCGCCUUCCCCGCGGUCGUGCUCGACCUGCCGGCCCUCCGGUUCCUCGACCUCCGCUUCAACGACUUCGAGGGCGCUAUCCCGCGGGAGCUCUUCGACCGGCCGCUGGACGCCAUCUUCCUCAACCACAACCGCCUGCACUCCCCGCUCCCCGACAACUUCGGCAACUCGCCGGUCUCCGUCAUCGUGCUCGCGGACAACCGCUUUGGCGGCUGCCUCCCGGCGAGCCUUGGGAACAUGUCCGACACGCUCAACGAGAUCCUCUUCAUCAACAACGGCCUCGACUCCUGUGUGCCGUCGGAGGUCGGGAUGCUCCGGGAGGUCACCGUCUUCGAUGUCAGCUUCAACUCUCUCGCCGGGCCGCUGCCGCCGGAGGUGGCCGGGUUGCAGAAGGUGGAGCAGCUCGACGUCGCGCACAACCUCCUCUCUGGGACCGUCCCCGAGGCCGUCUGCACCCUCCCGCGGCUCAAGAACCUCACCAUCUCCUACAACUUCUUCACCGGCGAGCCGCCGUCCUGCGCGCUCGUCGUGCCGCGCGACGGCGACAGGAGGAACUGCCUGCCCAACCGCCCCGCGCAGCGCACGCCGCAGCAGUGCGCCGCGUUCUACUCACACCCGCCAGUCGACUGCGCCGCGUUCCAGUGCAAACCGUUUGUCCCGGCUCCGCCAUUGCCGCCGCCACCACCACCAGCAUACCCCGGCCCCUUACCACCAGUGUACCCUAUGCCAUACGCGUCGCCGCCGCCACCUCCGCUUUACCGAUGAUUCUUCGACCGGAGAAGCAUUGUCACUUUCACCUUCCUUCACCGCCCCCUUGUUGCCGUGCUGGAUGGAGACAGACGAGUUCGCCGUUACAAUUAUACGUGGUCUGUCAUUGUUGUGCCUAGAUUAGUAGUGUUCUUGAUUGAUAGCUACCGGCAUAUAGAAGAUUAUAAGGUGCAUAUAUCCCUCUUGCUUUCGCAUUGGUCGGUGUUUGUUUUUCGCGUUGCGAUCUGUUUGCGUCAUGGUGACGGUGAAAAGGAUUGGAGGUAGGUGAUGAGGGAGUUUGGAUGGAGGGAACAAUUGGAGCUUGAAUUGAUUGCUAAUUGGGUUGUGAAUAAUAAACUGCUUGAGAAAGACAGGUUAAGAUGAUGAGGAGGAAUGGUUGGUGUGCACCCGGGUGUGGGAUGUAUAGAGGGAGGCUUUGAGCUCUUCAGUUAAGCUUCAGUUCAGAGUCCAGAGAAGUUUUCAGAUCAAGAAAUGUAUCCUACUUAACUAUUCUUUUUGUGUCACAGCUGUUUACUGUUAUUCGAUUGUUAUGAUAUUUAUAUCGGAAUCCUGGAAACUUUGAGUGUCCUGAUUGUUACUCUGUUCUUCAUAUGUUUUUUAUGAGAUGAUCUUGGUAUUUAUACUUUUUUCA